AUGGACAAUGGAGACGAGUUGAUUGCCUCGGUCUACCGCAAGAUCGAGCGGGAGAAGGCCCUUAUCGCUGCGGCGACGAACAUGAGACAGUCCACCGACAAUCCUCUGGUCCAACAGAGAGUCGAUGCCAAUAUUCGUGAUGGUCGCAAGAACAUUGCAUAUCUGGAGGAGAAGAUGAGGGAGCUGCAGCUUCGGAAGAGGGGCCAGGAAAGUGGCCCCCCUCAGCUGCCUCCCCUUCCCCUCGGUUCUCCCAGCGAGCAGCGCCGCUCUGGCGGAUACGAUUCUGCUCCAACCCCGCCUCCGAAAGACACAGCUCCUGGUUAUUUCUCCGGCGAGAGUGCUGAAUACGGAGAGGCGGGCCCCGGUGGAUACAGUCAGGGGGGGACUGGCUCGAUGCCCUCGCAUGCGCCCUAUACGGAUCCUCGGCCUUUCGCCCCGGUCCCCAAAGCAAGACCAAAUUAUAGUAAACUCGACUUGAUUAAGUAUGACACGCCCUACUUGGGCCCUAAGAUUCAACUCAUGCUGUCGCAGCUGGAGUUCAAGCUUAGCGUAGAGAAACAAUACAAGGCCGGUAUUGAGAAGAUGGUUCGCCUCUACCAGGAUGAGGGCGAUAGAAAGAGCCGCGCAGAUGCGGAAGGACGUCGCAUCGAGAGCAACCAAAAGAUCCAGCUGCUGAAGCAAGCUUUGAAGAGAUAUGAGGAUCUUCAUGUUGACAUCGAAUCAGAAGACCAGGGUGAUGAUAGCAGCUUAAAUACCCCGAACAUGCGCAAGCCCCUCACCGGUCUCUUGACUCUGCGCAUUCAUGCCGUUCAAGAUGUCGACCAUGCAGCAAGUUCCCGCUUCUCUCGAGGUCCGGAAACUUUCGUUGUCGUCAAGGUCGAAGACACCGUAAAAGCGCGAACCAGGUCCACCCGAACGGACAAAUGGUCGGAAGAAAACUUCAAUAUCGAGAUCGAUAAGGCGAAUGAAAUCGAGCUUACCGUAUAUGACAAGGCCGGUGAUCGACCAACUCCCAUCGGCCUGCUUUGGAUUCGGAUCUCGGAUAUCGCGGAGGAAAUGCGGCGAAAGAAGAUCGAAUCUGAAUUUAACGCGUCCGGCUGGGUUUCUGCCGACAAGAUGACCCAAGGACCUGCGCGGCCAGAUUCGAAUACGGGCAUGAGUCCUCAGAGUCAACACCCAGGCGGGCCGCGUCCGGGGCCUCCAGGACAAAGCGCCCCCGGCUCCCAGUCUGGUGGUCCUGUGAUGAUUGAGUCGUGGUUCGCGCUGGAGCCGGCGGGUAGAAUCCAUCUCACGAUGAGCUUUGCCAAGCAAUUGAAGGAUCGACGACCAUUCGACAUCGGUCUCAAUCGACAAGGAGCUGUCCGCCAGAAGAAAGAAGAGGUACACGAGAAGCAAGGUCACAAGUUCGUCACACAACAGUUCUACAAUAUUAUGCGCUGUGCUCUUUGCGGUGAUUUCUUGAAGUACGCUGCUGGCAUGCAGUGCGCCGACUGCAAGUACACCUGCCACCGCAAGUGUUAUCCCAAAGUGGUCACCAAGUGUAUCAGCAAGGCCAACUACGAGACCGAUCCGGAUGAAGAGAAGAUCAAUCACCGCAUUCCCCAUCGGUUCGAAACUUUUGCCAAUAUCUCUGCCAAUUGGUGCUGUCAUUGUGGAUAUCUGCUUCCUUUUGGCCGGAAGAAUGCGAAGAAAUGUUCAGAAUGUGGCCUUACUUGCCAUACCCAAUGCGCUCACCUCGUUCCUGACUUCUGUGGCAUGUCAAUGGAGGCUGCCAACCAGAUCUUGGAGACCAUAAUGAGAACAAAAAACCACAACAAGACGGCAUCCAUGAGCAACCGCAAUCUUCGUGGUGCUGCAUCACAGGAGCCAGCGCCUCCAGCUGUGCCUCAAAAGCAGGUGGAAGCUGGUUACGGUGCACCUCCCCGGCAGCCAUCUGCUGAGGCAGUCAGUGCCGCAAACAACUCCUAUAUGCCUCCUCAGUCCCCUCAAGCUGCCCAAAGACACCAAAUGGCACAAAGGCCAUCGUCGGCCGAUACGGCAGCCAAAGCAGCGGCGGUUGCUACGGGUAUGCGUCCACCUUCUCAGCAAGGACAGGAUCCUCGUCAGAUGUCACCCCAACAACCGCCACAACAUGCUCGUUAUGAUCCCUCGGCGUAUGCAGCCAUCUCCUCGCAGCAAGCACCUCCCACACAAGCCGUCCAGAAAGCUGCUCCUCCGUACAUGAUGCAACAGCAGCAGCAACAGCAACAGCAACAACUACAACUCCAGCAGCAGCAACAGCAGCAACAACAGCAACAGCAGCAGCAGCUCGUUGCCCAGUCGUCUCAACUCGAAGAGCAACCUCAGCAAAAACAGAAAAUUGGGCUCGAUCAUUUCAACUUCCUUGCUGUCCUUGGAAAAGGAAACUUUGGAAAGGUCAUGCUUGCUGAAUCCAAGAACACGAAGAAGCUUUAUGCCAUCAAGGUUCUUAAGAAGGAGUUCAUCAUCGAGAAUGAUGAAGUCGAGAGUACCAAGUCGGAAAAACGGGUGUUCCUCAUCGCCAACAAAGACCGUCAUCCAUUCUUGCUGAACUUGCACGCCUGUUUCCAGACGGAGACCCGUAUUUACUUCGUCAUGGAAUACAUCAGCGGUGGUGACCUGAUGUUGCACAUCCAGCGCGGCCAAUUUGGUUUGAAACGGGCACAGUUCUAUGCUGCGGAAGUCUGCUUGGCGCUGAAGUACUUCCAUGAGAAUGGAGUCAUCUACCGUGAUUUGAAACUCGACAAUAUCCUGCUCACCCUGGACGGCCACAUCAAGAUUGCGGACUACGGUCUCUGCAAGGAGGAUAUGUGGUAUGGCUGCACUACGAGCACAUUCUGCGGUACGCCCGAGUUCAUGGCGCCUGAGAUUCUUUUGGAUAAGAAAUAUGGCAGAGCGGUCGAUUGGUGGGCGUUUGGUGUGCUCAUCUACCAAAUGUUGCUUCAGCAGUCUCCGUUCCGUGGCGAAGAUGAAGAUGAAAUCUACGACGCCAUUCUUGCGGAUGAGCCACUUUACCCCAUUCAUAUGCCUCGGGAUUCGGUCUCUAUUCUGCAGAAGCUACUCACCCGUGAACCUGAACUUCGCCUUGGCUCCGGUCCAACCGAUGCCCAAGAGAUCAUGUCGCAUGCCUUCUUCAGAAACAUCAAUUGGGACGAUGUCUACCACAAGCGGGUCACUCCGCCAUUCCUUCCGACCAUCAGCAACCCAACCGAUACCAGCAACUUCGACCAGGAGUUCACCAGCGUCACACCUGUUCUCACCCCCGUACAGUCUGUCCUCACUCAGGCUAUGCAGGAGGAGUUCCGUGGCUUCUCCUACACUGCCGAUUUUGCUUGA
Molecule: messenger RNA, 3354 nt
Organism: Rasamsonia emersonii CBS 393.64
Lineage: Eukaryota; Fungi; Ascomycota; Eurotiomycetes; Eurotiales; Trichocomaceae
Product: Protein kinase C
Exons: 9
Coding region: 1-3354 (1117 amino acids)
Biological process (GO): protein phosphorylation; signal transduction; fungal-type cell wall biogenesis
Molecular function (GO): ATP binding; diacylglycerol-dependent serine/threonine kinase activity
Source: RefSeq, a predicted model, not a curated record